GUGCGUACCGAGUCAGAAGUGCACCUGUGUUACUCUCGGCUGCCGCCGUUCAAGUUCCAUCUCUGUUAGUGCGUCCCUUCGAUGCCGUGUCCACUUCGUUACUAAAAGCCUCAACAAUGCAAGCUCUAAAGUGAACAGAAUUAUCAUAGGCGGACGCAAUGAGCUGGUCCUACUGUUUCCUCUGCGGUCUCAUCGUGUUCCAUGCGGCUGUGACAACGCGAUCCGAAGACCAAUAUGCGUGCGACAGCGACACCUUACUUCCUCGUAGGGUGGUGCGAGAGAUCCGAAGUUACGAGCCAACCGUAGACAAGAUCAUUGACACCGUAGUGUACGGUGACGAACAAAAUGUGACGUACGAUGAACUGGCCAAGUUCGUCGAUACGUUCGGCGCGAGGCCAUCGGGCAGUAAGAGCUUGGAAGACUCAAUCGACUACAUGUUCGACAUGCUUCGCGGCCAGGGACUAGACUUCGUGCAUACGGAGAACGCGAGCGUGGUCAACUGGCAGAGGGGUCACGAGGAAGCGUGGAUUACGCAACCGAGGCUGAAGCGAAUGGACAUUCUCGGCUUGGGAAACAGUGUGUCCACGCCGGAAGGUGGAAUCACGGCGCCUGUGCUGGUCGUUGGGUGCUUUGAAGAACUCGAGGAGAAAUCGAGCAAGGCAAAGGGCAAGAUCGUCGUGUUCAACCAGGAGUUCGUCACCUACGCGAAGACGUUGAAGUACCGAGUGCAGGGGGCGUCGGCAGCAGCGAAGGCAGGCGCCGUGGCCGCACUCGUGCGCUCCCUGACGCCCAUGUCGAUCAACAGCCCUCACACGGGCUACAUGACGUAUGACGAAAACACCACCCGGAUACCUACAGCUGCCAUCACAGUUGAAGACGCCGAACUCCUGGCUCGACUGCAGGAACGAGGAAGCGAGCCAGUGGUGAAGCUGGUAAUGGGAGCCAAGUCUCUGCCGCCUGCAGUCUCUCGGAACACAAUUGCGGAACUUCGUGGUAACAGCAAGCCGCAAGAGGUGGUUCUUCUUUCUGGUCACUUGGAUUCCUGGGACGUUGGUCAAGGCGCCUUGGACGACGGCGCGGGCGCCUUCAUUUCGUGGAGAGCCCUGGCUGUACUGAGCCGGCUGGGCCUCAGGCCUCGUCGCACGCUACGAAGCGUCCUUUGGACGGGAGAAGAGUUGCAUACCGCAGGCGCCCUGGAGUACUUUCGCCGGCACUUCACGCAUGAGCGGGACCUUAUGAGCCUCGUCAUGGAAUCGGACUCCGGGACGUUCCGUCCACUGGGCCUCUCUUUUUCGGGCUCUAACGAGCAGGCUCGUUGCAUCGUGGCCGAAGUACUCCGCUUGUUCACUCGCAUCAACGCGACGCGCCUUACACUAGGAGCUUCGGCGCCAGACCUUUCGUCUUGGAUCAAAGAAGGUGUCCCCGGUGCUUCGCUGAGCACAGCCAACGAGAAGUAUUUCAUAUUCCACCACACCGAAGGGGACACGAUGAGCGUGCUCGACCGCCACGAACUUGAUCUGUGCACGGCCCUCUGGGCAGCUGCUUCGUAUGUUUUCGCUGACCUGAGCAUGCGCCUCCCACGGUGAA
Rhipicephalus sanguineus (brown dog tick) is the source of this 1587-nucleotide messenger RNA. Its product is annotated as carboxypeptidase Q. Lineage: Eukaryota; Metazoa; Arthropoda; Arachnida; Ixodida; Ixodidae. The transcript is spliced from 5 exons. Gene Ontology annotation, molecular function: metallodipeptidase activity. The record is from RefSeq and is a predicted model, not a curated record. Bases 159 to 1586 code for a protein of 475 amino acids. Gene Ontology annotation, biological process: proteolysis; peptide catabolic process.